GAACCAAUGGAGACGCUAAAUGCAUCAUAACCAAUGAGAACUCGGAUUGGGCGGGAUUAAAGACAGGAAAGGGCUGCUAAUUGGACAGAGGUAUCUUACGAAUGGCGGAGACGCUGAGGCGGGUGCUAAACCUGGGCACCUCAGCAAGGUCCGGGGACGAGGACACAGCUGAGGCUGGACCGCCUUUGCUGCUGCUCGGCGGUCCAGGGUCUGGAAAGACAGCGCUGCUCUUCGCGGCGGCCCUGGAAGCGGCAGGAGAGGGCCGAGGCCCCGUCCUCUUUCUGACCCGAAGACCUCUUCAAAGCCUGCCCCCCGGAACAGGCGCAGCGCUCGACCCCCUGCGGCUACAGAAGAUCCGCUUCCAGUACCCACCGUCAAUCCAGGAACUCCUUCAAUUUCUGUGCUCUGCUCACGAGGCCCGGGGCCCAGCCCCUUCCCUGCUGCUGCUGGAUGGCCUGGAGGAGUACCUAGUGGAAGACCUGGGACCCCAGGACACCGCCUACCUGGCUGCCUUGCUUCUAGACACAGCUGCCCACUACAGCCACCAGACUGGGCCUGGCCAGGGCUGUGGGCUCAUUGUGGCCCUGCAGACCCAGGAGGAGGGAGUCAGUGGGGAUGGCCUGCUGGUGUCCCUGCUCCAGCGCUAUUUCCCUGCCCAGUGCUGGCUGCAGGCAGAGACCCCAGACCCAGGACAGCACUGCCUCCGAGCCUGCCUGGAUCCAGGUGGGCUGGGGCCUAGGGCAGAGUGGUGCGUUGUUUUCCGGCCAAAUGGAGAGAUGCAGGUCACCCCAUGGCCUGCCCAGGCUGGUGACCCCAGCUUAGACAAAGGUUCAAGCUCUGGAGGCCAGCCUUGAGCUUCGGUGUGUGACAACCUCUCUAUGCCUGUUUCCCAUGGCUAGAAUACUAACUUCAGGGACACGUGCAGAACCAAAGCCCUAAAGAAUAUAAAGUGUUUCUUUUUAAAAAAAAAAAAUAGCACUUUCAGGUGCCUAGGUGGCUCA
Suricata suricatta (meerkat) is the source of this 1001-nucleotide messenger RNA. It is a transcript of the gene SWSAP1, whose product is annotated as SWIM-type zinc finger 7 associated protein 1. Gene Ontology annotation, molecular function: single-stranded DNA binding. Gene Ontology annotation, cellular component: Shu complex. The record is from RefSeq and is a predicted model, not a curated record. The coding region runs from base 102 to 854 and encodes 250 amino acids. The transcript has 2 exons. Lineage: Eukaryota; Metazoa; Chordata; Mammalia; Carnivora; Herpestidae. Gene Ontology annotation, biological process: double-strand break repair via homologous recombination.